Messenger RNA from Notolabrus celidotus (New Zealand spotty), 8091 nucleotides. RefSeq names its product sarcoplasmic/endoplasmic reticulum calcium ATPase 2-like. Gene Ontology annotation, cellular component: membrane. NCBI's taxonomy places the organism in Eukaryota, Metazoa, Chordata, Actinopteri, Labriformes, Labridae. Gene Ontology annotation, biological process: intracellular calcium ion homeostasis; calcium ion transmembrane transport. Gene Ontology annotation, molecular function: ATP binding; P-type calcium transporter activity; ATP hydrolysis activity. The record is from RefSeq and is a predicted model, not a curated record.
AAACCGGAAGUUGUGUCUUGAAACAAUCAAGCUUGUGGCAGAUUGUGGAUGUUGAAGAAGCCUGUAGGCAGAAUAUUAGUGACCCACAGACUCUCCGCUAAGGAAUGAUUAUAGCAUACUGUCUUGAUUAAAUAGCGUUGAAUACAAUUUGAAAAAUAUUUGCCUUAAACAAGCCUUAAUUUUCAUCGGACAGCAUUUUUACAACGCAGGAAUCAGAUACCACCUCAAUGGAAAUAUCGUCAUGAUGAUUUUUCACUCAUGAGCUGCUGUCACUGGAUAACUCAGCUAGGAUAGCCUGGAGUAAAAACAAUUUUUCAUCUCGUUUUGCUGCUUUGAUAUUGUCGCAGUGAAGAAAUUAACCACAAACGCAUGGUGCUGUGAUAUAUACUCUUAUUGAACUGUAGGGAUAGUGGACCGACGCCACACGGGCACAGCAACCGCUCUGUGAUGGAUAAUGCCCAUACUAAGACGGUGGAGGAGGUUUUGGGCUUCUUCAGCGUAAAUGAGUCUACAGGUUUGAGCUGUGAGCAGUUGAAGAAGAACAGGGAGCGAUGGGGACCUAACGAAUUACCAGCUGAGGAGGGAAAGUCACUCUGGGAGCUGGUCCUGGAACAGUUUGAGGAUCUGUUGGUUCGGAUCUUACUGCUCGCUGCGUGCAUCUCCUUUACUUUGGCUUGGUUUGAAGAAGGGGAGGGGACCAUCACAGCCUUUGUUGAACCCUUCGUCAUCCUUCUCAUCCUCAUUGCUAACGCUAUUGUGGGAGUAUGGCAGGAGCGUAACGCAGAAAAUGCCAUUGAGGCUCUAAAGGAGUAUGAGCCGGAGAUGGGGAAGGUUUACCGACAGGACAAGAAGAGCGUCCAAAGAGUCAGAGCCAGAGACAUUGUCCCUGGAGACAUUGUGGAAGUCGCUGUAGGGGAGCGCUUAAUUCCCAGCGACAUCAGGCUGACGUCCAUGUCGCUCCACCACCCUGAGGUGGACCAGUCCAUUCUGACGGGGGAGUCUGUGCAUGCUCAACACACAGAUCCUGUACCUAUCCACGAGCCUGUCAACCAGGACAAGAAGAACAUGCUCUUUUCUGGGGAAACCAACAUUGCAGCUGGACGAGCCAUUGGAGUCGUCGUAGCAACAGGAGUGCAGACAGAGAUUGGUAAAAUCAGAGAUGAGAUGGCGUCAACUGACCCCGAAAGAACCCCUCUGCAACAGAAACUGGACCAGUUUGGAGAACAGCUGUCAAAGGUGAUCAGUGUGAUCUGUGUGGCAGUGUGGGCAAUAAACGUUGGACACUUUAAUGACCCAGUGCAUGGAGGCAGCUGGCUGAGAGGAGCUGUUUACUACUUCAAGAUCGCCGUCGCUCUGGCUGUAGCUGCCAUACCAGAAGGUCUCCCAGCAGUCAUCACCACCUGUCUGGCUUUGGGUACGAGGAGGAUGGCGAGGAAGAAUGCCAUCGUCCGCAGCCUGCCGUCAGUAGAAACCCUGGGUUGUACAUCAGUUAUCUGCUCAGACAAGACAGGAACACUGACAACCAAUCAGAUGUCUGUCUGCAGGCUUUUUGUCAUGGACAGUGUUUCAGGAGAGCGCUGCAGACUGAGCGAGUUCUCAGUGACAGGAUCUACUUAUGCCCCAGAAGGGGAAGUUUAUAAAGAUGGCUCAGUAGUGAAGUGCAGCCAGUAUGAAGCUGUGGAGAUGGCUUCCAUCUGUGCACUGUGUAAUGACUCAUCACUGGACUACAAUGAGGCAAAGGGUGUGUUUGAGAAGGUGGGGGAGGCCACAGAGACUGCCCUCUGCUGUCUGGUGGAGAAAAUGAACGUGUUUGACACCGACUUAAGAGGACUGAGCCCGGCUGAAAGAGCUACAGCAUGCUGCUCUGUGAUAAAGCAGCUGAUGAAGAAGGAGUUAACACUCGAGUUCUCCAGAGACAGAAAGUCGAUGUCUGUCUUCUGCUUGUCUAAUAAACUCACCCGGUCGGCAUCUGGAGCCAAAAUGUUCGUCAAGGGAGCUCCAGAGAGUGUGUUGGAGCGGUGUAACUACAUCCGGGUCAGUGGCUCUGCUCGUGUGCCUUUGACCCCGGCGGUUCGGGAGCAGCUCCUGACCACUGUGAGGGAAUGGGGAUCAGGCCGAGACAUGCUGCGCUGCCUCGCAAUGGCAACCAGGGACACGCCACCGGAUAUCAACUCCCUGAACCUGGAGAACUCAGCUAAAUUUUCAGACUAUGAGUCUGAUCUAACCUUUGUGGGCUGUGUGGGCAUGUUGGACCCCCCGAGGAAAGAGGUGCUGUGUGCCGUCCGAAUGUGUCGACAGGCAGGCAUACGAGUCAUCAUGAUCACAGGGGACAAUAAAGGCACCGCCCUGUCUAUCUGCCGCAGGGUGGGCAUCAUUACAGAGCAAGAGGAGGAGCAGGAAAGCUCAGGGAUCAACGGUGGCCUUACAGGGAGAGAGUUUGAUGAGCUUCCUCCCAGCAUGCAGCGGCAGGCUUGCAGAACUGUCAGGUGCUUCGCCAGAGUCGAACCAGCACACAAGAGUCGCAUCGUGGAGUACCUGCAGAGCCUGAGUGACAUCACAGCUAUGACGGGUGAUGGGGUGAACGACGCUCCGGCGCUGAAGAAGGCGGAGAUCGGCAUCGCCAUGGGCAGCGGCACAGCAGUGGCGAAGUCGGCCUCAGAGAUGAUUCUGGCAGACGAUAACUUCUCUACUAUCGUGGCUGCUGUGGAGGAAGGCAGAGCAAUCUACAACAACAUGAAGCAGUUCAUCAGAUACCUGAUCUCUUCCAACAUUGGAGAAGUUGUCUGUAUUUUCUUGACAGCGGCUCUCGGCAUGCCUGAAGCUCUGAUCCCAGUUCAGCUGUUGUGGGUCAACCUGGUCACGGAUGGUUUCCCAGCCACGGCUCUGGGCUUCAACCCUCCUGACCUGGACAUCAUGUCCCGCCCACCUCUCCCCAAAGAGCCUCUUAUCUCUGGCUGGUUGUUCUGCCGUUACCUUAUCAUCGGAUGUUACGUCGGCGCAGCAACUGUCGGAGCGGCUGCCUGGUGGUUCAUGGCAGCUCAUGAUGGACCCAAACUUUCCUUCUAUCAGCUGUCCCACUACCUGCAAUGCAGUGAAGGCCACGCCGAGUUUGCAGGCGUUCAGUGUUCGGUCUUUGAGUCUCCUUACCCCAUGACCAUGGCCCUGUCUGUCCUGGUUACCAUAGAGAUGUGCAACGCCCUAAACAGUCUCUCAGAGAAUCAGUCUCUGCUGAAAAUGCCGCCUUGGUCAAAUCCCUGGCUAGUGGGCGCUAUCUGUCUGUCCAUGGCUCUGCACUUCCUCAUCCUUUAUGUCGACCCUCUACCGGUGAUAUUUCAGAUCCGCCCUCUGUCAUGGCCUCAGUGGGUGGUGGUGCUGAAGAUGUCAAUCCCCGUCAUCCUGAUGGACGAGGUGCUCAAGUUCCUUGCUCGUAACUACAUUGAGCCAGGAAGCCAGGUCCAGUCACUGGAAGAGGAGGAGGAGGAGCUGCAGAGGACGAGGGCGAGCCCCGGGUUGGCAGGUGCAGUGAUGUCGAGGCUACGCCAGUCUGUGAAAGGCGUGUCCUGGUCGUUCGUCCUGAUCUCUGCGCCACUGGUGAUCUGGAUCUUCAGCCUGGACUCUGACAUCACCAACAUCUUCUGGGAGUGAUGAGGGAAAAGAAAGAACAGGAAGACUGUGGUGGUGGCCAGGAGCGAUGAAAAGAACAAGGAGAAAGAAGACCAAAAGGCAGAGGAUUAUGCGAUGUAGUGAAGAUUGGUGAGGCACAGUGAGAAGCAUUUAAGGAUGGUUAACUGCUUUGUGAAGAUGAAAGAAUGUUAGAGAAGCAGAGGAAAAUAUUUUGCCACCAGACAAUCAGGAAACAACAUGACAGACCUGAUUAUGAAUCUAAAAGGUGCUAUGUGUAGCUGAACAUCUCUGUCAAAUUCAGGAUCAGAUUUUAUUUAAAUCUCACAGCUCGCUCAGAUUUGUAUCAUCUGAACACAAAUUUUUAUCUAUGGGGUGCCAAAAUUAGUCCCUGACAACGUCCUAUGAGGCUGUAUGUGAAUGCUAAUACAACAUGCUAAUCCCUCCAUUCUGAAUUAGUGAGGUUAUAUUAUAUAUAUACAUUAGUGUCAAAAUUACAGUACACAAAGAUAUAACUAUUCUUUAUUUUAUGAUUCAGAAAAAAUAUCCUAAAUACUUCUAUAUUCCUAAAAUUGAGUAUCCUUAAAUAAUCAGUUUAAAAUAACUUAAUUUAAUUGAUUAGAUUUGUGUUAAACAUGCAAAGAAUUAAAGAAGAGGCUCAAUUUGUGUUGUGCUUAAAGUCCCUACCACUAGAUGACAAUGAAGAAAGUUACCUAUAUUUAUUUCACUCCACCCUAACGUAACAUAGCAUAUGAAACAGUAAAAAAAACUUUAUUAUUAUAACACAAUACAUAGGCUUUAAAUUAAGACAGAAAUUAAAAUAAUUAAAGUGUUACCCCUGUGUCAUUAAACGUAGUAUAAUAUGUUUUUGAUGUACUGUAUAGAAAUUCAGCAUUCACUUUAAACUGUUUAUUCAGCCCUGGAGUGUACAAUGUAAACACAUUCCUUCAUAGGUUGUCAUUUUAAAAAAAAAUACUAUUUCCCACUCUGAUUUUAUCAUUUGACCUUCCUUCAAGUCAACUGAGUUGUAAAAACUUUUUGUGAGAUCUUCUCUAAGUUAGUGUACAAAGCAGAAUCCAAUCAGUUUGUGAUAUUCGACACAGGGGCAUGCCUGUCAGUCAAUACACGUUGAUGAAGGCUGCCAUUGUGUACCCUCUGUCAUCGCUCCUCCAGUUUCUAUUCUCUGUCCUCUUUCCUUCCCCCUCUGAGCCACAAUAAGAGCCAUGGUUUGCUACUACUUCCCAUUCAGCCGAGGACUGAGGAGACAUCAUUUUAAAGAACUGAGAGGUAGGGGUAUAAUGCACGAAACAAGGCUUAAAGUGAUUUUUGAACAUCACACAGUUUGUCCAGCAGAGGGCACUCUCUGACUCUGACUUAAUUGUUCACUGAGCACUGUCUGCAGCAUUUUGUAGCAGAGCAUCAUAGCUGAGCAGGCCUAACCACAAUUGUUAAACAUUGUGUAUUGAUGUUAAAGGUACAGUUAAAGAAGUCCCUUACUGGUAAGUUUGGGGAUAGAAACGUGUUCUAUUAGUUUCAAAAUCUGAAAGUCAAAGCUUUAAGUCUUAUCGGUUCUAUGACAAAGUUAUAUAUCAAGUUGCCAUGUCAUUUAAAUCAAUCACCGGUGCACCAACAUACAUGGGUCCUCUGAUAAGGUUUCCCCAGUAAAGUUGCCAGCCAGCAGGUAUUAAAGUACACAACAAAUAAGUCUAGUGGCCAGUUGCUUGUGUGGAUAGCUGGACUGCAAGGAAGUCUAAAGUUUGGCCACAUUUUACUAAGCAAAGAUAAGGAGGAAGCAAAAUGUUCAUGAAAAAGUUUAUGUUGCAAAAUGAAAACACUGGUGUAAGUACAUCAUAACAUUUGAUUACCCCAUAACGGCCUGUGAAAGACAUAUUGAUGACAAAAUGCUACCCAUAGCACCUUCUCAGAUUGAACUGUCUAGUUUGAAAAUGAUGUGUAUUGAAAGAGGGAAGAGGGAAGCCCUGAGUGGUACAGAAUCAAACACGCACACAUGCACAUAAACACACCACCCAAUGUAACAUCAACAUUGUAAUUCACCAGUAAUAAUAUAACAACAAUAAGUGCUCAGUGACAUAAAUGAAAUGUACAGUAGAAAUCCUCUUAAGGCCACUGCAACAGUAAAAUCUGAUUAUUGUUCGAGCUUCCCUGUAGAUACUGUAAACAAACACUGAAACCUGCAGACUGUUAGACUGCAUGACAACGCACGUCACACUUUUCUAACAUGUUAAACCCAAGUCUGUAUGACUCUUUAGAAACACACUAUUUUCCUGCAGCAUCCAGGGGUUUGAGUAUGAGCAGAAAAACAAGGUUCAAAAGGUCUGUAAGGUUUGGUUCACUCAUCACAGAAAUGAAAUAUUGAAGACCAGUCACUCUGACCCUCAUCCAGGUUGGUAAGAGAUCAGUUAUUCUAUCUUUUCUUUUUUAGUUUUUACACAGUAGACUAUUUCAGCCUGCAGCCACAAAACAGGCUGUAGUGGCUGCAACUCAAUCCAAAUGUUCCUGCGUUUUUCCCACUUUAUUUUGUGAUUGCAGGAAAAAUCCCUUCAGAAAAUUGAGUGGCUUUGAAGAGAGUGAUGUUAGAUGUUUCUCUUAUACAAGAUGUAUUAUCCUCUUUGACAUAAUGAUCAAUCAGUUAUAAACUCAUCCCGGUUGAGGAUUUAGGACCAAUCUGUCUUUUAUUAUUUUAAAUUGUACACAGUGGUCAAGUGUAUUGCUUAAGCAUGCAGCCACAAAACAGGCUGUAGUGGCUGCAACUCUAUCAUUACUGACAAAAACUUACUGGAUCCAUACAAUCCCUCUUUGAUAGUAAGUUAAUUUUCUGGGACAAGAAGGAGCCUCAGAUUCCAAUGAGUUAAUUUGUAAUGAGGUAUUUUGAGCAGAAAUUAAACAGCAUGUUAAGUCAGAUUUGAGUGUUUAUAAUAACAUCAUGAGCCUGUCAGUGGAAAACGCAAGAACAUUUAGUGGACGUUCUUUGAUCAGGAGCUUCUGAAAUUAUGUAGGUUGCACUCUUUACGGCCUUAUUUGUGACUGCACUCUGAAGCGUAACCUUUUUGACCUUUAAGCCCUUUUUGACCCUUGACACGUAAAAAAAAAGAGAUCCAGGAUAAAUAAGAAAUGCUAUUUUAGCCUGCACACCAGGAUCUGUUUAAUUAGUGGAGACAUUUUGAUUUAAUGAUUCAUUUUCUUGGUCAAAGACAGUAGCGGUUGUUGUCCUUAGUUAAAUUAUUAUCUAUUUAUGUAACUGCUACAUGUAUGGAUAAUAUCAUUCUUAUGUACUGUACUGAACUUUUAUUUAUUACUCUUACUACUCAAGUCACGCAUGAAAACCUUUUUUUUUAUGCCGUUCUUUGCUUUUCUGUUAAGUUUGAGACGCAGGAUUUCAGUCUGUUGUGAUAUACAGACUUCUAAUGUUCAGUCAUGCAGCCUGUUUAUUGUUUUUCAUGAAACGCAUAUGUUAAUAUUAUUUGUUUGUUCAUUGAUGGGAAUCAGUGGCCUGUCUGCCAUCUUCUUCAGUGAUGUGAAAUUUGAUUGCCAUUGAAGGGAUUUUUUAUUUAUGGAUGGUGAUUCAUUUAGUUACAGGGACUCUUGUUUCAUUUCACAUAAGCCAUGAUGACAGAGAUUUAAAGCCACAUUUAUGGGAAAUAAAUCUGAGGUUUGGAGAAAAAAUCCUAAUUUUCUGACAAUAAAAGAAAAUAAACUAAAUUGUGCUUUUUUUCUAACAACUAUUGUUGAUGGUUUUCCCUUUAAGUGGCUAUUUAUAGGUCAAAGGCUCAUUUAACACAUUUAUUUGAAAACCACAAACCUGUUGAUUAAAAUAGAAUAAAAUAUUUUAAUUGAGACAUUCUCACCAGUCUCCUCCUUAAUUACCCAAAACAAUCAAGAUUUUUUCUUUUUUGCCGACACUUUUCUGCCUCAUUUUUUUGUUUCUUUGUUUAUUUAUUUUGUUCUUGUAUUUGAUAACAUGUUUUUGUUGGAGUUUUAUUUUAAAACUUUUAAUGCAGAAGGAACACAUAUUGAUGCGCUAAGUAGUGAGUAUUUUAUUUGUAUUAUUUAUUUAUAUUUUAUUUUUCUCCAUGAUUGCACAGAUCCGACAGUCCCCAGUGUACUACAUGUGUUUUCACUCUUUAUUCUUUAUAUUAGUAUACUCAUCAUUGUUAUUGUCAGUUUAGGAUUUAGGAAACAUGAGUGUUUAAAAAGGGAUUUCUCUGUCUCCAGAUGUCACUAUAGAUUUUUUAAAAUUAUAUUAUUUUUCAUGUCCACUUCUCUCUCUUGUCUGCUCCCUCUUCACUGAGUUACCAUCAACAUCUACACUGAAUCUAAAUGAGGGAGCUCCAUUUUGUAGUUUUAUUUGAAUUAUUUUUCUCAUUCAUUUGCUGUUGAAGAGUUUGUUGUCAUGGAAAACGAUGUUAAAGGAUGAAAAGAACAAUAAAUAUUAAAGUGGUUCUGAAGACC